Molecule: messenger RNA, 3150 nt
Organism: Thermothelomyces thermophilus ATCC 42464
Lineage: Eukaryota; Fungi; Ascomycota; Sordariomycetes; Sordariales; Chaetomiaceae
Exons: 1
Coding region: 973-3030 (685 amino acids)
Source: RefSeq, a predicted model, not a curated record
CUGCGUCGGCCCAGCCUCAAGUCGAGGACAAACCUCAAACGCCGCAAGUCCACCUUGUCAACGCAGGGGGUUGUCCUUGAGCAUCACGACCCGGCGCUGGCACAACGGGAUGCUCAUAUUGCGGCUUAGGAGGCCUACGUCAGAGCCCAGAGCCGUAUCAUGGCAGAACCGCCGCUCUUCCCCAUGACUCCCCAGUCGUCUCCUCAACGCCCACUUUCGGGACUUACCGCUCCCGAUUGGAAAGACUCUGCUCGGAAUGAGGCGCAAGGCCUCCCUCGUCGUCAGAGUGUUCGGUUUAUAGGGCCUUGUUCAACACUGGCGACGAGUCGGGACGCCCCCAAGUCAUGCAGCCCUACCGGUAGGAGCCGGGGCGCAAUGAACACACAGGAGAGCCAAAAGGUCAGCAACCGAAAUAGUAGCGAGGGGAAGUCGAACACAGAGGCACUCGGUCUGCCCAGGAGAGUAUCGCCUCCAAUUCACGUUUUCCCGAUCGCGGCGAGCUACCUUGAUUCCCUCAGUGCCGCCCAAGAAUCAUAUACUCCUGAAGACGACAUAGCCUCUGCCCCGUCCUCAUACCGCCGCCUGCAUAGGUCCAGAUCCAUGCUCACAGAUCUUCCGGGGGUGCGAAGUUGCCAUGAAAGCUCUGGGCAGCCUCUAACCAGCAUAUCCCUGAGAACCAGGCCGUUUUAUGCAUCAACUUCGCGCAGAUUGUUCCAUUCGGAGCCCAACCACGAUAAUUCGUCACGAGAAGUCCAGACAUUGAAGGCUCCGAAGUCAAUGAGCUUUUUGACCACCCGGAGGUCCCGGUCCAGAUUUAGUCUCAACCGAGAUGGGAGUGCGUCAGGUUCGGUUCCCUCCGGCUUACCCGAUGUCCCCGAGGAUGGAUUCUCUGGUGCCGAAGGACGCACGCCACAACCCAAGCACAAGUCAUCUACAUUUAUCGGUUCCAUGAGCCGCCGUUCAGACCCUACAAUGCCCAAGUCUCUUCGCGGCAGCAGCUCAACUGAAGAUUUUGGGGCAGCAACCCUCGAGUCCCAGCAAUGCCCGCAACAAUCGAUUACUCUGAAAUCCAGAGCUAGACAUGUCUCGAGGUCUCUCAGAGUCAAGUUGAAGAGCUUGUUUCUAACCUCCAAGCCGGAGGGAGAGACGCCCUCGAUCCCAUGCCAACACAUUGAGGCACGAAGGACUCAUGUUGUCACCCACAGUCAGACGCCAUGCACCAGCGUCGAAGGAUCAGCUGAAGGAUCUCGAGAACAUAUACGCAGCCCUCCAGCCAAGGCCCCCUUUUUGCAUGUACCGGCCGAGCUUGUUCAUUCCAGAAAGGCGAGCGUGGAUAGUCUAAAGAGCGGGCGAGAUGAUCGCAAAGUAUCAGGCAGCUCGUCGUCACUGACCAGCUGGGCACAUUCCGGGCCCAGCACGCUCACGAGCCAGGAGCAGCAGCAGUGGAGAGAGUGGGAAAAGCAGCGCCUCUCCGUUAUUGGGGAGAAUGACGCACAUGUCCCCUCGCCCUCCCUCCGGAGACGAGUGCUUGGCUCGGAAACUUUUCGACCGCCCGACGGGACUGCUGAAGGCCAUGCUCCUCCUCAACAGAAGGUGGACAGCCAGCGGAUUUACUCGGCCCUCGUUAAGCGGAUGCAGGCGACGAAUGACACCAGGGAAGGACUGGAGGAACAGCCUGCGAGCGGUAUCCUCGAAAACCCUACGUUGGUGACGGACAAGAAGGCUGAAAGACAUUCCACUGGAACGCCUGCAACAGUCAAGCGUGUCUUCCAGGAGCAUGAAUACACGGCGGUGUCCCACGAUGAGGAUCUCCUGAUAGCGGGAAACAGCGCUACUCUGGGGCGAGGGGAAGCAUGUUCAGGUUGGCGGACGAGCAAUGUCGGCAGUCCUGGCUCGCACCUCUUCAGAACAGGAAGCCCGUACCGGCGUGCGCUUAGAAAGUCAAUACAGGAAGAGCAGGACGCCUGGGCUCAGCAGAGAGCCGCGGCAGAUCAAGAAUCGGAGAAGGGCACGGAGAUUCGCUACGCGAGUGAUGUCCACCACCUGCCGGAAACCGACUCCGACUCGGCCAAGGACCUCGUCUACUCCGAGAGUGCGUAUUCCUCGGACGAGGGCGAGAGUGGACCCGCAAAGGAGGUGGAUGCGGGCAGACGAAAGAGCUCCCUGGGUGCACCACCCAUGUCCCGCCUAGGCGGACGCCGCGAAGCGUCAACAGCCAGUUCAGUGGGGUGGAAAACACUGCUAUCAGCCAACUUCGACAGAUUCGACCCUGCCGUAUCUCCGUUGAGGCCAUCCAAGACACGACUCAUCCAGCCCCGGGAGGUCUCCAGGACCGCCACAAAGCAGUUCGCAUCCGUCAGCGGCCACGUCCGCGAGCUGGCCCAGAUCAAUGAUGACAACGACUGCGACCACAAGAGCAGCGAGACCUACAACGGAGAGGACGACGUCUUCUACCAGUCUGCCACCGAACGCCAAACAGCGUGGACAAACACAGCACCGCUCAGUCAAGUUCAACCAAACAUCAUCACCAAUCCCUUUCCUUCACCUCUCCGGCACACCGGGUCUAUCAAACGGCGUUUCACAUCUCACUCUUUGGGCGGGACCAAUAUCGCCUCCAGCAAUCUGCUCGUUGAGAAUGAGAGCCCAACACGCUUGCCCCCGCCGUCGCCGCCGUCUCCUCCACCCAUACCGCCUAGGAGCAAGUUGCGGCCUGAGCCGCUACGGAUCUGGAGGCCGAAUGCUGGUGAUGCUGACGUUGCCACCAAUCCGGUGGCGUCUGGAAGCGGGAGUGCCAGUGUGCUGUCAAGCCCUGGGUUGACGGAGGCUGUGCGGAGGCAGUUUGGCGGAAAUCUUGUUGGUCUGGGUUCCGGGUCCGGGUCAAGGGUUGGGUUUGGAUCUGGGCUUAACGGCGAUGGGCCAAAGGGGGAGCGCUGGGGAUAUAGUGGUCCCCCGGGAAUCGCACAGGUUCUGGAAGAGGGUGCGGAAUGUGAGAAGAGGGGUUGGGGCGAUGAGGGUUCCGCUUUUGUCUGAAUGUGAGAAUAAAAUUAUUAACUUUCGAGACAGUUUGGGUGCCCUCGGGGAAAGGAGUUAAUUAACGUCGGGAUGGUUGGGAAGUGUGGCGCUAAGGGAGAGGGUUGGAAUGAAGUGGCG